UGUCAUUUUUUUUUAAACAAGAAUCGAUAAAAAUGGCCUAUAUUGCCGGAGUGGAGCUUGGAGGCACGACAUGUAUUGCCGCAAUUGCAGAGUUACGCCAACCAACAAAGAUUAUUGCGAAUUUUGAAACUGACACGGAAGCUAGGCCACAGGAGACGCUCUCAAGUUUGACGAAAUUCCUUCAGGAGAAGCGCACGAGUCUGGGCAUCGCUUCGUAUGAAGCUAUCGGAAUCGCUUCCUUUGGGCCAGUAGAUCUGUGCAGGAGUUCUCCAACCUACGGCUUUAUCACCACAACUCCAAAAGAACCUUGGAGAAAUACCGAUAUAGUCGGCUUUUUUAAACGUGAAUUCGGCGACUCCACUCCAAUUGGGUUCGAUACAGAUGUCAACGCACCAGCAAUGGCUGAACUCGCGAAAAUUGAACACGAUCCCGCGGAUCCUCCCACGGUGGUUUACAUCACUGUAGGAACUGGUGUCGGCGUAGGAGCUGCGGUGUGUGGGAAACCCUUACACGGGCUUCUUCAUCUCGAGGGAGGACAUACUAUGGUACCACCCCUCGAUGGGGACAGCUACCCUGGGGGGUGUGGUUUCAACCAUGGGUAUUGUGUAGAGGGCAUGGUGCACUCUAAAGCAAUUGCAGCUCGAGCUAAGGUGAGCCAAAGGGAACUCCAUACCCUAACAGAUGAUCAUGAGGUGUGGGAGAAGGCUGGCUACUACCUCGGAGUUCUGUGCCUAAAUGUCACAUAUCUGCUCUCUCCUCAUGUGAUUGUCUUGGGGGGAGGAAUCCUGAAGCGCAGAGUACUUUUUAGCAAAGCAAGAAGAUGGUUUAAGGAUUUAAUGAAAGGAUAUCUUGAGGUAGAGAAAUUCAAGACUGAAGAUGGAUUGGCAAGUUACAUUAGGGGAAGCAUUUUUGGUGAUUCAACUGGAAUUAUCGGUGCUUUAGAACUGGCCAGGAAAGAAGUCUGUAACAGAAAUUGAAAAAAAAAAAAAACUACUGAUAAGAUGGAUGUUUGAUAGUUUUUGUGAUUAAUUUUUUAAAUUUCAUGAAGCUCACCAUUUAAUGAACAUUUAAUUUAAAUAAAAUGAAAGUUAAUAAGAAUUGCAUGCUUAGGUUCCACAACAUGAAAAACAGAAUUUAAUCAAAUGAAGAAGAAAAAAAUGCAAUUUGUAACAGUAUCUUUUUCAGUAAUUGUUGGUGAUGAAUGUUUUAGUAUUGCCUGAGUAUAGAGAAACUUUGUUGCUAUGAAACAAGUUGGGAGACUGUUUAUUUAAUUUGCACUAUUUUAAAAAAUUGUAAAAGAAAUCUGGAUCAGUGUGUAAAAUAAAACAAUUGUGGC
Molecule: messenger RNA, 1336 nt
Organism: Pocillopora damicornis (cauliflower coral)
Lineage: Eukaryota; Metazoa; Cnidaria; Anthozoa; Scleractinia; Pocilloporidae
Source: RefSeq, a predicted model, not a curated record